AUGGUCCGAAAGUUUUGGGUAAGUGCCAAACGAGAUUGUGAUGGUGUGAAAUAUUUAAUAAAGUGGAAUGAGCAAAAUCCAAAAGUGAUUUCAUCGAAAGAGGCCAGGAACUUUGCUGUCAUAAUCAUCGAUUAUCUUCAAGCACAAUUAGUCUGGCACACUGAUGACGAUGAAGAAACGGGUGCACCGGAGCUGCUAACCAUUGAGCCUAAAGGCAAACCGAGCACAGUCAUGUAUGUAACGAAGGAUAAAGACGAAUUGGUAUACUUUUUCAAGCAUUCAGACUCAGACAUCAGCAUCAUGAAUGCAGAGAAGGCAUCAGUCAAAUACCCUGAGCUAGUGCUCACAUUUUUAGAGAGUUGCAUUGAAUAA
Sitodiplosis mosellana (orange wheat blossom midge) is the source of this 372-nucleotide messenger RNA. RefSeq lists its product as uncharacterized. The record is from RefSeq and is a predicted model, not a curated record. Lineage: Eukaryota; Metazoa; Arthropoda; Insecta; Diptera; Cecidomyiidae. The transcript is spliced from 3 exons. The coding region runs from base 1 to 372 and encodes 123 amino acids.